Hevea brasiliensis (rubber tree) is the source of this 1932-nucleotide messenger RNA. Its product is annotated as protein DGS1, mitochondrial. The coding region runs from base 54 to 1748 and encodes 564 amino acids. Gene Ontology annotation, cellular component: mitochondrial outer membrane. The record is from RefSeq and is a predicted model, not a curated record. The transcript has 14 exons. Lineage: Eukaryota; Viridiplantae; Streptophyta; Magnoliopsida; Malpighiales; Euphorbiaceae.
GUGGAAAGCUCGUAGUCAUAAACCCAGAAGAAGACCAAACAGAGCCAUCAUCCAUGGAGGUCCAUCCUUCCCAAGACGAGCCCACUGGGGUCAAAACCAUUGUCUCAUUCUACUCCAAUUAUCUAUGGAACCGAUUCUCCACUUUCCUUCCCUCCUCCGACUCAAAAUUUCUCGGGCAAAUCUCCAAUCUCUUCCGUCAAACAGCCCGCGUCUCUUCUUCCAGACGCAGGCAUUACAUCCAUCUCCCCUUGCCCUCCUACACUCCUGAAUCUUCUCUGGUUGUGAAAGAGUCAUCUGUAGUGUAUGAUGUUUUGGAGGACAUAAUGGAGCACAUCUUUGUAAAAUUGCAUAGUGUAGAAAAGAAUUUGCAAUUUUGGCAAUCUAGAGCAGAGGGAUCUAAUUAUCGGAAAUUAUACUUUAUGAUCUUUGAGAGAGGGCCUCGAGCUUUCGUUGACGGAACAGUUCAGUUGGUGCAACAAUGCGUUGUUGAGGGUCCUUCAAUGCAGCAUCUAUGCCAAUCUGCAUCUGCUUAUAUAUCUGAGAGGCUGGCUGUUUUAACCACAUUAAGGCGCGUGCUUGCUACAUUAUUGGCUGAGGUUUACAUGGAAGUUGAUAGAUGUGGAAAAGAGUUAGUGAAGGAUCCAGAAAAGUCAUUCCCCUCAUUGCUAGUUACUAUUAAUGGUUUAUUUUCAAAUUUGGAGGCAUCAAUUGGUCAUCUACAUGCAAUACGCAGGACUAAUUCUUCUGUUGAUGGAAGCUAUUCAUUCCCUCUACUGUUUGAGAGACUACCAGAAGUUAAUCAAGAAGGCUCUCAGUGGACUGAAUGUGAAAUUGCAGAUGCCAUCAACUUGGUUAAUAAAAAUAUUCAGAAAUUGGACUCCUACUUAUCUCUUAUAGUUGCCAAACACCAAAAGCCAAAGAAAGUAACACAGUACUGGAUUCGUUAUACAUGUGGUGCAGUUGGCCUAUCUGUUUGUUCUAUGUGGCUCCUGAGGCAUAGUCGUUUGAUGGGAAGUCCCGAUAUUGACAAUUGGAUUUGUGAAGCAAAGGACUCAGCCAUUAGCUUCUUUAAUGAACAUGUGGAGCAACCGCUUCUGUUGAUCAGAGAUGACCUUUUUGAGACAUUCAGGAAGAGACACAAAGGGGUAAUGGAGAUAGAAGAAUUGCAGCUGACUGCAAAUUCUUUGCACAGAAUGUUAAUGGCUUUUAGCGAGCAGACAAAAGGACAAAAGUUUCCCGAGAAUGCAUCAGAUCAGGAAAUGCUCGAAAUAGUUAUGGCAAGGUAUGAGAAGGAACUUGUGAAUCCUAUUCAAAAUCUUCUGAGUGGGGAGCUUGCUCGUGCUUUGCUAAUCCAGGUUCAGAAGCUAAAACUGGACAUUGAGACGGCAAUGCUUGAACUCGAUCAGAUUCUCAAGGCUAAUGAAAUCAACUUUGCUAUUUUAGCUGCCUUGCCAGCAUUUUUUCUCUCUCUUAUGCUGCUAAUGUUAGUACGUGCAUGGUUUAAACAGGAUACUAAAGCAGUAGGAAGGGGGAGAAUUGCUCGGUGCCAAAGGAGGCUACUCUUAGUGGAAGUUGAAAAAAGGAUUUUGCAGUACCAAUCAUUUGUUGACCAAGGACUGGAAAAAGAGUCGCAAUGCAUGUUCGGAUUGGUGUUAUACAGUUUGGAUUGCCUGUUUCAUGCUGUUAAGAGGCAUGCAAAAGAAACUGGUGAAUGGCAAUGCUUGCCAGUGUUAUGUCAAACAGUUUAAGGCAGGACAUUAUUGAUUUGGGACAACCCAGCCUUCAAACUACAUAUAAGCUUGUGGUGACAUCACGAAUGGCGCGUGUCUACGAGUGCUUGCUUCCUUCAUUAAAACAGCCAUAGCUUUUUUCCUUUCUUCCCAUGAGUUUUACUAAACCCCUCCUCGAAAUAAAUUAUAAAAUAAGAAAAAA